Molecule: messenger RNA, 735 nt
Organism: Cladophialophora psammophila CBS 110553
Lineage: Eukaryota; Fungi; Ascomycota; Eurotiomycetes; Chaetothyriales; Herpotrichiellaceae
Product: transcription initiation factor TFIID/TFIIF subunit
Exons: 5
Coding region: 1-735 (244 amino acids)
Biological process (GO): chromatin remodeling; regulation of transcription by RNA polymerase II
Cellular component (GO): Swr1 complex; NuA4 histone acetyltransferase complex
Molecular function (GO): histone binding
Source: RefSeq, a predicted model, not a curated record
AUGCCGGACGUCAAGCGCAGCGUCAAAAUCGUUACCGAACAGAAGAUCAUUCCCGGGGCCGACAGCGGCGUUGCUGGUUUCCCCUUGCGACAUUGGUCUAUGAAGAUUUUCCUACUCCAUGCGGACACCAAACAGGAGAUCGAUGCAGAUGUGUUCGAGUCGGUAACAUAUACUCUCCACGAGUCAUUUGGUGACAAGGCAACACAAACCUUCAAAAAGCCACCAUUCCGCGUCUCUGAAGAUGGGUGGGGUGAAUUCGAAUUGCGCAUCGAGAUGAAGGAUCUCAGCGGCAAAGUCCACAGUAUCGUUCACGAUCUCAACUUCGCCAACGCGCGCUACGAAACUAAGCAGAUCAUCACUUUCAAAAACCCGAAGGGUGCUCUCCUUGAGGCGCUUCGCAAUUCAGGGCCCAUUCCAGGAGAGUCGGCUGCGAAUGGCACCGAAGCCGGGAGCAAAAAAAGAACCAGCGAAAUCGGUGGAACUCAGAAGAAAAAGAAAGCAGACAACAAAGCUAUUGACAUGGACAAGCUAGCCGAGGGGCUUCAGAAGCUCGGUGAAGAUGAUCUUCUUCAAGUUGUGCAGAUGGUGCAUGACAACAAGAGCGAGGAUUCGUGGAUGCGCAACGAUGCUGAGCAGGGAGAAUUCCAUGUCGACCUGUACACACUUCCCGAGAACCUCAUCAAAAUGCUCUGGGACUUCACCACUGAGAAGAACGCCAUUUCGGCUUCUGCAUAA